GUGAAGGGGGCUGUGGGGGUGUGUGUCUGUGUAUCUCUGUUUUGUUUUGCGGUUUGUUAGUUUCAAUUGGAUUUAUUUUGUGUAAUUUUAACAAUUAUCGUAUUGUUAUUAUUACAUUUAAACUCGUGUUGCUCUACUACGAUGUCUAUAACAACACUGUAUUAUUUGCAACUUAAAAAAGAAAAUGCUCAUGAUGAUGCUAUAUGGUGCUGUAGUUGGAGUCAAAUUAGUCAUGAAAAGAGCAAAGAAGUGAGUGAGAAUGCCGAAAAUGUUGAAAACUCGCAAGAUUCAAAUCACUCCCAAGAGCCUCCAGAAAACUAUAUAAUAACGGGAGGAUUGGAUGACAUCAUCAAAGUAUGGCAACUAGAGAAUGGCAAGUUGGAAAUCAAGCAUCAGCUAGAAGGACACUCUCUUGGUGUCAUUUCAGUGGUUGUUAGUCCUGAUGGGAAGACACUAGCAAGUAGCUCCCAAGACUCUUCGCUAAUAUUAUGGGACAUAGCAUCAGGAGAGAAAAUAAAGACCAUGGAGACAGAGACCACGGAUGUGUGGACACUGGACUUCUCCCCUGACGGCAAGCAUGUGAUCUCAGGCAGUAACGCUGGCAGAAUAUCAAUAUUCAGUGUGGAAAGUGGCAAGGAAGAACAGACCUUGGACACGAGAGGGAAGUUCACACUUAGCGUAGCUUAUAGCCCAGAUGGCAAAUACAUAGCAAGCGGCGCUUUAGACGGUAUCAUAAAUAUAUUUGACGUGGCACAAGGCAAGCUGGUACACACUCUGGAAGGACACGCCAUGCCGAUAAGAAGUUUAUGCUUCUCUCCCGACUCACAACUUUUAUUGACUGCCUCAGAUGACGGACAUAUGAAACUUUACGAUGUAGUACAUGCAAAUUUGGCGGGCACAUUAUCCGGACAUGCGUCGUGGGUAUUAUCAGUUGCCUUUUCACCAGAUGGCAAGAGAUUUGUUUCCAGCAGUUCUGAUAGAACUGUGAGAGUUUGGGAUCUGGAUAGUAUGCAGUGUCAACAUGUAUUUAAAGAACAUAACGAUCAGGUCUGGGGUGUCAAAUUUAAUAUGGAGAGCAAUAAAAUUAUAUCAGUAUCUGAAGAUAAAAGUAUCAAUAUAUACGACUGCCCAUUAUAAUACUAUUAUUCAGUGCUUUAUUUAUGUAUUAAAUUAUGAUAUAGAA
Maniola jurtina (meadow brown) is the source of this 1183-nucleotide messenger RNA. Its product is annotated as WD repeat-containing protein 61-like. Lineage: Eukaryota; Metazoa; Arthropoda; Insecta; Lepidoptera; Nymphalidae. Gene Ontology annotation, cellular component: Cdc73/Paf1 complex. The record is from RefSeq and is a predicted model, not a curated record. The transcript has 7 exons. Gene Ontology annotation, molecular function: protein binding. The coding region runs from base 142 to 1137 and encodes 331 amino acids.